Messenger RNA from Symbiodinium sp. CCMP2592, 1200 nucleotides. NCBI's taxonomy places the organism in Eukaryota, Dinophyceae, Suessiales, Symbiodiniaceae. The record is from the annotation of a GenBank genome assembly.
AUGGACUGGAUAUUGGCCCCAGGGAGCAUCGGAUACAACGUGGUGGGCAUCAGGCAGUGGCAGCGCAUCAAGCCAAGGCGACCCAAUAUGGUGGUCUCAAGCAUCGAUGCCGACUCCAGCAUCCACGCCGACGCCACCAUCCACGCCGACGCCAGCAUCCUUGUCGACACCAGCAUCCUUACCGACGUGGCCACCUAUGCCUCCACCCGCACACCGGCGACACCGGCAACCACGGCACGGGUACCACUUCCCAGUCAGUUUUCAGAGGACCCGGACCAUUAUGAUACGAACCUCGUAUUCAAAGCAACUUUGAAGAGGACCAUAGAGCCCACGGCUUGGAGCCGUGCCAAAGGACUUGCAGGCAUGGACAUCCGCGAUGUCACCGUUGCACAUCUUUGCAGACAUGGCAUGGAGGAAUUUGGACUUCGAGGACUUUCCCACGGCAAGUUCACCGGCAUGAUUUUGACCCGCAACAUCGCCGAGAGCGUCUUCCUCUCCCAGCUUCAAAAGAAGCUCCGCGAGAACAACAUCGACGUCGAUGCCACCGUCGACGCCCUCUACAAAAGCAAAGGACAAAAAGCCCCUGACAAGGUGAAAGAGGCCAUUAACUUUGUCACACCCCUCGUCGACACCAUCCUUGACGCCAUCAAACCUUGGGCACAGGUACGCAACUAUGCCACCAAGAACACCGACGGCGACAACCAAGCAGCUCAGCGCAUGCAGGCCCUGGAGGAGCAGACCGCAAAGUACAAACAACGCCUGCGCAGCGCCGGCAUCGAGGUCACCCCCCAGAAGUCCCUACCGCUGCAGAAUGAGCCAACAGAUGGUCCAGAAACAACAGCGGCACCACCAAAGCGCAGACGCCUUACAAAGGGAGCUGUCAAGCAGCGCAACGAGGACAUCCUCGCCGAGCCCCACAACGUAAUCCGUGCCAGUGGACAGGAGCCACCGACAAGUAUGACCUCGAUUGCAACUUGGGUCACCAAUCUCAAGAAGAACCUCCCCCGAGAAAAGCACGCGGAAGUGGACAGUCACAUACAGUCCGUGCAGACCAUCCUCGAAGGCGCUAAGUACACCAAGGCAGAGCUACAGGAGAUGGCGACACGAUGGGGACUCCCCAUUUCUCUCACUACAGCGCCAAAGGCUUCGCCCAAGAACCUUCAGCAGCUGAUCGCGGCCGUCACCUACCUCGCCGUGUGA